This is a messenger RNA of Lathyrus oleraceus (garden pea), 7658 nucleotides long. RefSeq lists its product as uncharacterized. The coding region runs from base 2103 to 7505 and encodes 1800 amino acids. The transcript is spliced from 14 exons. The record is from RefSeq and is a predicted model, not a curated record. Lineage: Eukaryota; Viridiplantae; Streptophyta; Magnoliopsida; Fabales; Fabaceae. Gene Ontology annotation, molecular function: protein binding; ADP binding.
GCAUGUGAGAUGAAUUUGAUGUGCAUGUAUCUGUCUGAUCGAUGUAUACAUCAAUUUAGAUAUGUGUGGAUCAUUUCGAAAUCCCCCUCUUUGUCUGCUCAUAACAACAUCGUUUGCAGACAUGUUAAUGACAAAUUGACUGUAUAUGAGAUUAUCAUCUGGUACCGGAGGAAUAUCAGAAUAUAUCAGCCACAAGUUGAAAUGUGUAUUUCCGAUCUCCGUAUGUAAUGAGUUUCCCGAGCUAAAAUGUGUCAUCAUAAGAGAAGCAGAUGAACUAGAGGAAAUAUUUAAAAGUGAAGGGAAGGAAAAUCAGAAAGUAAAGAUUCUAAAUUUGAAAUUUAUAACAUUUGUGAACCUAUCAAGCCUCUUCCAAACAAAGGGAAUUCAAUUUCAAACGGUAGAAUCUCGUUUUGUAAUGGAUCGUCAAAAACUCUCUCUCACUUCAACAUCAAUACUCGACUAUAUCAUGGAAAUACUUGGCUGCAGUGUCGACAUACGGUUUGUUUAUGCGAGAAGAGUCCCACGACGACGAUACUGGAAAGAAAAGUUUUGGCAAAGAAGAUGAAAUACUGAGUGCAAUACAACUAAAGUAAAUGGAGAAGCUACACAGCAUUGAGGCAUUGGGUCCGAUGGAUUCAUUGAAGCGGAAAUCUACUACCUCUCGAAUAAAUUGAAAUGGUUUUGGAGCCAGAAGUUGAUAAUUACUAUCCACAAAUGCCGCUUCCAUUGGACAAACAGCCCCGUGUAACUGUACUGGCGGAGUUCCGUGUGAUUAUGUGGAGCUUCGUGAAUCGCGGUGUUGAUUCCAAUGUCCAGUGCCUUUUAUAUAGCUGAAGAAUCUUUAUUUUACUAUUUUGUGUCAAUAAGUUUUUCAUUACUAUCCACCAGCUGAAAUCAUGUUAAUAACUCUCUUCGUGUGGUUAUGUUGCACUUUGUCGACAACUGUUUGAUGAAAUGCCUCACCCAGAUGUUGUGUCUUGGACUGUUUGGGUUAUCGCUUUGGUGGGAUGUAUGAAGAUGUAUAUGCUCAUGAGAUUUAUGCCUUUUGAGCUGACAAAAGCUAUGUGGGGAUCGUUGUUGAUUGGUUCAAAAUCUCAGGGGAACUUUGAAUUCAGCGAGAAGAUGGAGAACUGUUGGGUUGUAGUUCUGUGGAGGUUGAACACCAAAGGCCUGCCACUGAAGUCUACUCCCUUCCCACAACUUGACUGCCAGCAGAAUGAAACAAGUGCUGUUUCUCUCUCUUAAACUGAGGCUACUCCCUUCAAUGAUGUUCCUCAAUCCUCUUUAUUCUCAUUUAACAAACCUUAUCUCCAUUUUUUUAGUUGAAAAAAAAUCAUAUUGCUAUUGUUUCUUGUAUAUAUGAUUUUAGAACGGAUGGACAGUAGCUAGUGUCUAAGCAAGGACUCACCAUGGACAGUGAAGAAAACACCAAAUUAGUCAAUAAGGUAUUAGCAUCUCAAGUAUCUUUCGAAUCAAUCCUUGUUUUUAGUGAUAUUGCUCGACAAAAUCCAAAUUUCCUUGAUCUUGGUGAUGCUUAUAAGCUAGCUCUCAGUAAUAGAGAAAGACAGUUGUCCAGUAUGCUUACAAAACAUUGGCUUGGGAAAUAUUCCUUGAGUUAAUUUUGCCACAGGUCUCUGCCGCUUGAAGGUCUGAUAUGUAUUUUAGUGAUAUCAGUCCUAGAUUUUGUUUAUAAAUAGUGAAGAAGCAAAGACUUCUGAUGUCUCUAACUCUACUGGAAUGCAGAUACUUCAAAAAAUGAUUUCACUUGAGCGAAACGAGUCUGUUCGUCACUACAAGGCAAUGGAAGAUUCUUUUGAUGAAGAACUUCAAAUACUACCUACUGCAGAUUGUAGAAAGAUGGUUCUUACAGCUUCAACAUUUGCUGCUGCAAUAAGUUAAUCACUACAAGGCACAUGAAGAUUCUUUUGCUGACGAACAUUAACUACUAGCUACUGCAGAUUGGAGAAAGAUUGUUCAUAUAGCUUCAACUUUCGCUGAAAUAAGAACAUCAAAUACUAGCUACUGCAUAUUUGAAAAAUCUGAGGAAGAUUGUUCUUAGUAGCUAUUCGAGUUGAGCAUUUGCUGAAAGUGCAUGAAAUAAGAUGGCGAGUUUCUUGACUGAUUUGGCGAAGCCAUAUGUGGAGAAAUUGAUAAAUGGCGUGAUUGCAGAAUCGAGUUAUAUAUGUUGCUUCAUGUGCAUUGCUAAGGAUUUUGAAGAAGAAAAAGCUAGGUUGGAAGUAGAAAGGACAACUUUCAAGCAACGCAUUGAAGUGGCAACCCGAAGAGGGGAAGAUGUUCAAGCUAAUGCUCUUUCUUGGGUAGAAGAAGCUGAUAAGCUCAUUCAAGAAGACACCAAAACAAAACAAAAAUGUUUUUUUGAAUUUUGUCCUCAUUGCAUAUGGAGAUAUAGAAGAGGAAAAGUACUGGCAAAUAGGAAGGAUCAUAUUAAAGAAUUAAUGGAAGUUGGAAAGGAACUUACAAUUGGACUCCCAGCUCGUCUUCCAGAUGUUGAACGCUAUUCAUCCCAACACUAUAUGCAUUUUAAAAGUAGAGAAUCCAAAUACAUUGAGCUUUUGGAUGAACUCAAAGAUGACAACAAUUAUAUGAUUGGGUUGCAAGGGAUGGGGGGCACAGGAAAAACUACAUUGAUCAAGGAAGUGGGUAAGACACUUAAGCAAUCAAAGCAAUUUACUCAAAUCAUCGAUACCGCGGUGUCAUUUUCUCCUAAUAUUAAAAAGAUUCAAGAUGAUAUUGCUGGACCCUUGGGAUUGAAAUUUGAUGACUGUAAUGAAUCCGAUCGACCCAAAAAACUAUGGAGCAGACUAACCAAUGGUGAGAAGAUUCUUCUAAUAUUGGACGAUGUGUGGGGCGAUAUUGAUUUUAAUGAAAUUGGAAUUCCAUAUAGUGACAAUCACAAAGGUUGUAGGAUUGUUGUAACCACGCGCAGUCUGUUGGUGUGCAAAAAAUUAGGAUGCAAUAAGACAAUCCAACUAGAUCUCUUAUCUGAAGAAGAUGCGUGGAUCUUGUUCAAAAGGCAUGCUAGUCUAAGUGAAACUUCAACUGAAUUUUUUCUUGACAAGGGACGUAAGAUUGCAAAUGAAUGCAAAAGGUUACCUAUUGCAAUUGUUGUUAUUGCUAGUAGUUUGAAGGGCGAACAACAUCGGAAUGAAUGGGAUGUGGCCUUAAAAUCAUUUCAAAAACCUAUGUCCAUACAUGGUGUUGAUGAUGAACUUGUUAAAAUUUAUAACUGUUUGAAGUUUAGCUAUGAUAAUAUGAGGAAUGAAAAGGCAAAGAGUUUAUUCCUUUUGUGUUCUGUGUUUCGAGAAGAUGAAGAGGUUCUUACUGAAAGGUUAGCCAGACUUGCCAUCGGAGGAGGCCUUUUUGGGGAAGAUUAUGGAAGCUACCAAGAUGCUCGAAGUCAAGUAGUUAUAUCCAAAAAUAAACUCCUAGAUUCUUGUUUAUUGUUGGAAGCCGAUCAAGGGAUAGUGAAAAUGCAUGACUUGGUUCGUGAUGCUGCCCAAUGGAUAGCGAACAAAGAGAUUCAAACAGUACAAGUGUAUGACAAAAAUCAAAAGGCAAUGGUUGAAAGGGAGAAAAAUAUAAAAUAUUUGUUAUGUGAAGGCAAGCCAAAGGACGUGUUUUCCUGUAAGCUUGAUGGUUCCAAGCUUGAGAUUCUAAUUGUCAUUUUAUGUAGGGAAGAAGGUGACAAGCUUUCAAAUAUCAAAGUACCAGAUUCCUUUUUUGAAAAUAAUACUGGACUUCGAGUUUUUGUUUGUGAUUUUUUUUUUUUAAACCUAUCAUUACCUCAAUCAAUACAAUCGUUGCAGAAUAUUCGAUCUCUUAUCUUUAGAUCUGGUAUGUUGGGUGACAUUUCUAUCUUGGGAAAUCUGCCAAGCCUUGAGACACUUGAUUUGAGUGGUUGUCGUAUUAAUGAAUUGCCGAGCGGAAUUACGAAAUUAGAUAAGUUCAGAUUGUUGAAAUUGGAACAUUGUUCAAUUUCUUGGAAUAAUCCGUUUGAAGUGAUUGAAAGAUGCUCAUUACUUCAAGAGUUGUAUUUUGUAGGGAGUUUUAAUCAUUGUUGUCGAGAAAUAACUUUACCUACAUUGCAGAUGUUUUGUGUAGCCGACGGCUCUGGAAUUGAUUAUUCAUCAUCAUCAAAGUGUGUGUCUAUUGACUACGAAAAUGAGUUUUUCCUAUCUGAAACAACACUCAAGUAUUGUAUGCAAGAAGCAGAGGUUCUCAAACUAGGUAGAAUCGAGGGGGUUUGGAGAAAUAUCAUACCUGAGAUUGUUCCUUUGGACCAUGGUAUGAAUGAUCUAGUUGUGCUUGGUUUAAGUUGCAUUUCACAACUACAGUGCCUCAUUGAAACUAAGCAUACUUCUUCUCAAGUAUCACAUGUAUUCUCUAAGUUGGUUAAACUACAUCUGGAGAAAAUGGAAAAUCUAGAAGAGUUGUGCAUAGGUCCUCUUUCCUUUGACACUUUUAAGAGUUUAGAGGACCUAUCUAUCGGGAAUUGCAAACACUUGCGAAGUUUAUUUAAGUGCAACCUUAGCCUACGCAAUCUAAAGAAAGUUUCAUUGAAUAGUUGUCCGAUGUUGAUCUCCUUAUUCGAACUUUCAACUGCCCGUAGCCUAGUGUUGUUGGAGAUAUUGGAAAUAAUUGACUGUGAGGGUCUUGAAUAUAUAAUACUAGAUGAAAGAAAAGGAGAGGGAUCAAGAAGAGAAAUAAUUGAUGAUGAUAGCAAGAGUCUGGACCCAAUGUUUUUGAAACUAAAAGCUCUUGAAAUUAGGAAGUGUCCAAACUUUAAAGUAAUACUUCCGUUUGUCUCUGCUCAUGAUCUUCCGGCACUAGAAUCCAUCACAAUGAGAAGUUGUGAUAAGCUGAAAUACAUAUUUGGGCAAGAUGUCAAACUUGGUUCCCUAAAAUAUAUAAAUCUUGAUGAUGUACCCAAUUUAAUUGAUAUUUUUCCAGAAAGUAAUCAUACGACAUCUUUGUCCAAUAAGAAGUCAUCUUCUAUUUCUAGAUCCGCUUCCAAGCCAGCAACACAGUCGGACUAUAUCAAAUGCAACAUCUUUUCAUGGAUUGAUAUGUAUUAUUGUGGAAACAAAUUGAGGAGUACCAAAAGUACUAAAAUUCCAUUGGUUCAUGUGAAUCAACCACAAAACAACUUAAUGGAAUCAAAUUCAUAUUGCCUUAGCAUAAACAUAUGGGAGCGUGCUCAAUGUAUUUCAAGACAAUCAAAGAUCCUAUGCAAUGUUAAAGAGAUUCAGUUGACUGAGUUGAGGAAGAUAAAAUCAAUAUUUGUCCUAUCUAUUGCUCCAAGAAUGUUGUUGGAAACUUUGAUAAUUAAAGGUUGUGAUGAAUUGAAACACAUAAUAAUAGACACCGAAGAUCACGACAAUGCUGAUGACAAUAAUUUGGACAAUGUCUUCCCAAAGUUGAAAGUGCUUUCCAUUAUAGAUUGCAUCCGAUUGGAAUAUAUAUUCGGACAUUACAAUGAUGAUCAUCAAAACGACAUUGAGGUUCAUCUUCAUCUUCCAGCAUUGGAGUGUCUCUAUCUUUCCAAUCUGCAAAAUUUGGCUGCCAUGUGUCCUAAACAAUAUCACACAACAUUUCCACCUUUGAAAGAUCUUGUACUCGAUAAAUGCUUACAGGUUGCUGAUAUGAAACCUAUUGGUGAUUUCAUAUCUCAUCAUUUGGUUUCAAGAUCUGUCGAUGGUACCAUCACAAAGAAAUUGAGUGGGAACAUGGAGUAUUUGCUUGCUUUGGAAAGACUCGGGUUAUGUAUGUCCAAAGUAGAAAGUAUAUUUUGUGUCAAUGAAGUAAAUGAACAACAAAUAAACUUAGUGUUGCGAAAGAUUAUGCUGGACGAAUUAUAUGUGGUGACUUGUCUUUUUGUUGGUCCCAAAGAUUCUUUUGUCCUCCAAAACCUAAUAACGAUACAAAUUAUGCGAUGUGAAAAGUUACAAGUCAUUUUCUCCGAUUCUAUUUUAAGAUGUCUACCACAAUUGCAUGAUAUAAUGAUAAUAGAGUGUGAUGAGUUGAAGCAUAUCAUUGAAGAUGAUUUAGAGAAUAAGAAAAUGUCAAAUUCCUCAUCCUCAAGGACAUGCUUCCCAAAGCUAAAUGUGCUUGUUGUAAUAAAGUGCAACAAGUUGAAAUGUGUGUUUUCGACCUCCGUAAGUAACGAGCUUCCGGAGCUAAAGUGUCUGAUCAUAAGAGAAGCAGAUGAACUAGAGGAAAUAUUUAAAACUGAAGGGGAGGAAAAUCAGAAAGCCAAGAUUCUAAAUUUGAAAUUUGUAGCAUUUGUGAACCUACCAAGCCUCUUCCAAACACAGGGAAUUCAAUUUCAAACCGUAGAAUCUCGUUUUGUAAUGGAUUGUCAAAAACUCUCUCUCACUUCAACAUCAAGACUCGCCUAUUUCUGGGAAAUAAUUGGUUCCGAUUCACUCAUGGAUAUGGAUGAAGGAGCGUUAAGAAAUUUGUUGAUUAUACUUCAAAAAAUACAAGAAGAAUCCCGUGGCCACAAUACUAAAGAUUUUAUCGCUGGAAUUGAAGUUGAAGCAGCGUCAAGUCACGAGUUGACAUCUUCAGAGUGGGAGGGCUCUACGUCCGAAAUAGAUGUAGCAGCAACUUUGCAACCCAUUUCAGAAAAAAAGAAUGAGCCAACUUUACAGUUAGUUGCUCCUAAACAAAAGCAGGGUAAUGCGAUAAACGUUGAAGAAGGAAAUACAUCUUAUAAUGUCAAGACAAUAACAUCAUCAACCAAUUUAGAAUUAGAACAUGGUGAUGAACAAAUAGCCAUGACUUCUUUUUCCAUGGCCUCUAAAGAAACCAAUGAUCAAGUUUCUUGGAAUGACGAGGCUUUCAAGAAUGUAAGCUCAAAUAUUGAGGAACAGUUACCUAAGAAAGAUGAUAUAAUAGUUUCAAAAUCAAAACCCUCUUCAAUUGCAUCCAAGUUUCCUUCAAUACCUUCUAAAGGGAACUCAUCUAAAAUAGUAGAAGAUUUAAGUUAUUCUUUGCUUAUCACAAAGGAGCUUGAGCAACUAGUCUCCAAGAAGCAUUUGGCUUCAGAGAACUUGUCUCUGUUAACUGAUUUCCUUGUUUUGCACCCUUCCCUUCACUUAAAGGACACUUCACUGAGUAAUAGAUACAAGGGUUGUGCCUACAGUUUAUUAGCUCAGCUAUUGAAGUUUCUCCAAACUCAUAGUGCUGUUGAUGCAAUGGGCUCAUACCGCACCGAAUUCGUGGAGCUAUUACAAGAUGCACAUAGCUUUGGUUUUGAUAAGGAUUGGUUGAAUGGUGUUGAAAGACGUGGUUUGUUUCCUGAUAUACAAGUGUUGGAUUCUAAGCAACAGGUUACCAAAGAAUUUGAAAUGUUGCGUUUCAAGAUAGACAAUUUAAGUCAAUAUGUGGAAGAUCUUAAGCAUCAAUUGACAUCUUCUGAAACUGUUUUGGAGAGCAUCAUUCAGAAGGAGGCAGAUUUAAGCGCCCCUAUUGGCUAUUAGACUUUUUUUUUACUUCUUUUCCUUCAUGCUUUUCAUUGUGAGAUCUAUUAUCCUUCAAUAUUGUUUUUUCCUUGGGUGUGAAGUUUCAUUAUUUCUUAUUUGAAAUGAACUUAUAAACCGUCUUAUUAUGUUUCGGUAUUUAAAACUAUUAUU